AUGCUGCGUGUUUUUGCUGUGUCGGGGGAUGAGUUGGCCUCGUUGCCGGCGGAGGACUUUGCGGAUGUGCAAGCCCUGAAGAACCAUCUGAAAGGCUUAUGCGGGCUUCCACGAUUUCGACAGCAGCUCCUGUGCGGUGGCGAGGUUCUGGAGGACAAGGUCAAGCUCGAGUCUGCGAUGGACCUUCAGUUGGUCUUGCUUCCCUUGUCGAGUCCUUCCGCAGCAGAUCGGGCAAGGCUUGUUGCUGCAGCUGGCAGUGGCACAGCGAGCGAGGUCGACAGGCUUCUGCGCCGACCGCAAGACCCGGAUUUAACCGAGAAGGAAGGCCAGGGACCAUCGCCCCUGGUCGCGGCAUCACGUCAUGGCCAUGUGGACAUCGUUCAACUGCUGCUGGAGGCCGGUGCUCGGAAAGAAAUCCCAGCCAUUCGCACACCUAUUUGCGAGGCAGCUGCCAUGGGUCAUUUGGAGGUUGUGCGCGUGCUAAUGGAAGUUCGAGCCAGUCUGGACAAUGACAGUGAUGGAGCGUGCUUGCCAGGUCGCGCCACACCCCUGUUCCUGGCAGCCAAGGCUGGUCACGCACCAGUUGUGCACGAGUUGUUGAAGGCCCGCGCCAACGUGGGUGGCUUCACUCUCCACGAAGCUGUUCGGGGGGGUCACACGACGAUUGUGGGCGAACUGCUCGAGUCCGGCGCCCCCGCGGAGCCUCUGCUCCUAGCAGAGGCACAGGUCCAUGGACAUAACGAGAUCUUCCAGCUUCUGAUGGAAAGAAUAUCAUCGAGUGGGAUGGGCCUGGGGCCAGGCCGUGCGUCAUACUGA
Messenger RNA from Symbiodinium natans, 816 nucleotides. The record is from the annotation of a GenBank genome assembly. NCBI's taxonomy places the organism in Eukaryota, Dinophyceae, Suessiales, Symbiodiniaceae.